Toxotes jaculatrix (banded archerfish) is the source of this 1923-nucleotide messenger RNA. It is a transcript of the gene rgs14b, whose product is annotated as regulator of G protein signaling 14b. Bases 93 to 1847 code for a protein of 584 amino acids. Lineage: Eukaryota; Metazoa; Chordata; Actinopteri; Toxotidae. Gene Ontology annotation, molecular function: GTPase activator activity. The record is from RefSeq and is a predicted model, not a curated record. Gene Ontology annotation, biological process: signal transduction. The transcript is spliced from 15 exons.
UGCAUCUUUUCUGGGUGGAGCACUUUACUGUGUCCCUUGACAGUGUGCACUUCACAUAAGACUUCAGCUUGUAGUCUGGUGUCUGGGCCACCAUGGCGAAGAACUGUAAUGCUCUAGGGAUUCCUGUUGGCCACAUGAUCCAGGCAGUGUCAGAUGGAGAGUUAAACAUGUCUGCACGGGGCUGUGGAGGCAGCAACUCCAGUCUUCCAGGGACUCCGGGGGGAGAGGCCGGGCCCGCCAACAGCGUGCUGAGCUGGGCCGUUUCGUUUGAGAAGCUUUUGGAGGACCCCUCUGGGGUCCGUUACUUUACGGCCUUCUUGAAGUCUGAGGUGAGUGCAGAGAACAUUUUAUUCUGGCAAGCUUGUGAAAAGUUCAGGAUGAUUCCAGCCACGUCCUUGGAUAAGCUAAAAGCAGCAGCUCACUCCAUCUACAAGACCUACCUGUCUGACAGCGCUCCCUACUGUGUCAACAUUGAUGAUACUGCCAAGACAGAGGAGAAGGACCUGGAGCAGCCCACACCUGACAUGUUUAACAAGGCCCAAGCACAGAUAUUUAAACUGAUGAAGAUGGACAGCUACAGGCGCUUUGUGCGCUCUCCUCUUUACCAGAGUUGCACCUUGGCAAGCGUAGAAGGGAAACUUCUACCUCAGCUCUCUAAUGAGCCGGUUCACCUGGGAUCCUGUGAGGACAUGGUCACCAGAAGCCCCUUGCUCAGUGACAAGAAGAACAAGAAGUCAGACAAUAACAGCUUUCCCGGUGGCAAGAGUGCCUCAGAGAAACAGCGGCAGAAAAGAGGAUCCUGGGGAGAUGAAUCGAACUCCCAUGGCGCAGUCUCUCGGCAAGAGUCUAAUAUGUCGGUCAAGUCCACCAGCAGUGUGGAGCUUGGCUCCCUCUACAGGCACAUGGAGAAUGGCAGAUCUAGUCCCCGGUCUCCAGAUCAGGGAGGUGGAGGUGGGGGUCGGAUAGAGGUGGAGGGGGGCUACUGCUGUGUCUUCUUACCUGAUGGCAGUGCCUCCCUGGCCCCCACACGCAAUGGCCAACCCAUCAAAGACAUGCUGGCUAGCUUGUGUGAGAAGAGAGGCUUCCCCCUGAAAGAUGUCAUCAUCUACCUUCAAGGGAAGGACAAGCCCCUAUCGCUGGACCAGGACUGCUCCGUACUGAGAGAUCAGCAGGUCUCUCUAGAGCUCAGGGUGACAUUUGCGCUGGAGAUUGCCUUUACUGGUAAGACAGUUGGGAUCGUGGUGAAGUCUAGUAAGACGCUGCAGGACGCCCUCUUUAAUGUGAUGCAGAAGCACCACCUCAAGCCACAAGAGGUCCUGGUCACCAUGGUCGGAAGCGACGAGCCAGUGAACAUGAGCGGAUCUGUGUUCAAAUUGGCCAAUAAGACGCUGCGACUUGACAAAACCAAAGGAAGAGACCAGACCUCCAGUUCAAGAGGCAGUGGUUCUGCUGCAGCCACACAGGCAGGAACAGCGAGCGGAAGCAGCAUGGAGGCCCGAUUGUCGCUGCAGACAGACAGAGCUAAGACUCACCCCAAGCCCAGUAAGAACCGCGACAUGGAUGGCUUCCUGGACAUGCUGACGAGAGCUCAGUGCUCCAGGGUUGAUGACCAGCGAGGCCUUCUGACCAAAGAGCAGCUGGAGGUCCCUCUGUUCCUGCAACAGCCCUCAGACCAGGGGCAGGACACAGAGCCAGAAGAGUCCAGUCCAGCCAGCUCCCCCACCGCCGAAUCCAAGAAGGAAUCAGAGGACAAGAUGUCAUUGCCUUUUACUCCGGCUGGGACAGCGGAGGGAACCCCUGUCUCUGCUGAAUCACACCCCAAAGACUUAAGGGAAACUGCAGUUUGAAAGACUUUCAUGUAUGGGAUGGACAAAGACAUGAUUAAGAAGAAAAAAAAAAAAAAAGAAAGAACGUCUUUCAACA